AAGAAAGAAAAGGAAAGAAAGAAAGAAAGAAAGUGGGAGAAGUAGCGGCUGCCCGGAGGAGACGCGUUUCAGAGGAGAGCGAUAUUGUUUUUCUUCUGAUCUCUGGUCGAUGGAUUUAUCACUGACAAUACAACAAUAUUUAAGCUAGAAAAUCGAGUGAAGCAUGGGUGACUGGAGCUUUCUAGGGCGGCUGCUGGAGAAUGCUCAAGAACACUCCACUGUGAUUGGAAAGGUUUGGUUGACCGUCCUCUUCAUCUUCCGUAUCUUGGUGCUGGGCACAGCAGCUGAAGAGGUUUGGGGUGACGAGCAGUCUGACUUUACUUGUAACACGCAACAGCCCGGUUGCGAGAACGUCUGCUACGAUGAGGCCUUCCCCAUCUCUCACAUCCGCUUCUGGGUACUGCAGAUCAUCUUUGUCUCCACGCCCACCCUCAUCUACCUUGGCCAUGUGCUGCACAUUGUCCGCAUGGAGGAGAAGAGAAGGGAGAGGGAGGAGGAGCUCCGAAAGGCCGGACGGCACCAGGAGGACCACGAUCCUCUCUAUCACAACGGUGUCGGCGACGGAGGUGGAGGAGGAGGUAGGAAGAAGGAAAAGCCACCAAUCCGUGAUGAGCAUGGGAAGAUCCGGAUCCGCGGGGCGCUAUUGAGGACCUACAUCUUCAACAUCAUCUUCAAGACUCUGUUUGAGGUGGGCUUCAUCCUGGGACAGUACUUCCUCUAUGGCUUCCGCCUGAGGCCGCUCUAUAAAUGUGGCCGCUGGCCCUGCCCCAAUGUUGUGGACUGCUUCAUCUCCAGGCCCACCGAAAAGACAAUCUUCAUCAUCUUCAUGCUGGUGGUGGCCUGUGUCUCUCUGCUUCUCAACCUGCUGGAGAUCUACCACCUGGGCUGGAAGAAAGUCAAGCAGGGGGUCACCAAUGAGUUUCCACCCGACAGCGAGUCGCUGAUGCUGGAUGGGCCUGCCGACGCAGAGACGCUUCCUGAGCAGACCUGUCCACCAGCGCUCCACUAUUUGCCAGCGUAUGCCAGCAUGAACGCGGUGGGAGGUGGAGCCUAUGCUCCAGCUGAGGCACCCCCUGCAGUGAUGUCCUCGCCUGCGGAUGACUUCCCUUUUUAUCGCAACGGUGACAAGGUGAGUGUUGGGAGCCACGGGCAGCUGGCGGCGAUGGAGCAGAAUUGGAGCAACCACAAUCUGGAUGGAAAAAACUCCUCCUCUUCCUCCUACCAUCCUCCUCGUCACUCACCUCCCACCUCCGCUUCCUCGGCUACUUGGGAGGAGACAAACCCGCCGCUUCCUCAAGGGGAGGAACACUCCACGUUUCCUACACUUCCUCGUCAUACCCCUCUUUCCCCCCUCGCACCGGAAGAGGAUGAGGAAAACCCUGUCGCCACAGCGCCUUAUAUGGUCCCUCAUGACGACUUCAUCGUGGUUACCAAGGCAGAGAUGCAUCAGCCUCCUCCUGCUGCUGCGACAGACAUCCGGAAGCCAAGUCGGGCCUGCAAGAGCGGCGCCCGGGCUCGCCCUGAUGACCUGGAAGUGUAGCUAAAGCACACACACACACUCACACAUUUACACAACCAUGCAUACAUGCUGUGUACACAUAGAAACCUACACAUUUUUUUUUUCUCCACAUAUGCACAACAGCAUAAAACCACACACAAGCACUCCCCGCAGCAAAAAGGGCUGCUAGAAAGACGUGCAAACAUGUUAGCACACACAUUCAGCCAGAGUUAGCUGAUCAUUUUUAACCACACAAAGGAAAAGAAAGAGUUUGGCCAGAUUACACUGAUGGCACCAAGCGGAUGGCCUAUCUACAUAUAGUAACUUGUAAGA
Larimichthys crocea (large yellow croaker) is the source of this 1831-nucleotide messenger RNA. RefSeq names its product gap junction alpha-3 protein. Gene Ontology annotation, biological process: cell-cell signaling. Gene Ontology annotation, molecular function: gap junction channel activity. The record is from RefSeq and is a predicted model, not a curated record. Bases 164 to 1540 code for a protein of 458 amino acids. Gene Ontology annotation, cellular component: connexin complex. The transcript has 5 exons. NCBI's taxonomy places the organism in Eukaryota, Metazoa, Chordata, Actinopteri, Sciaenidae.